This is a messenger RNA of Daucus carota subsp. sativus, 1339 nucleotides long. Its product is annotated as cystinosin homolog. Lineage: Eukaryota; Viridiplantae; Streptophyta; Magnoliopsida; Apiales; Apiaceae. The record is from RefSeq and is a predicted model, not a curated record. Gene Ontology annotation, cellular component: vacuolar membrane. The transcript is spliced from 8 exons. Gene Ontology annotation, molecular function: L-cystine transmembrane transporter activity. Gene Ontology annotation, biological process: L-cystine transport. The coding region runs from base 298 to 1122 and encodes 274 amino acids.
AAAAAUUGGAUAUCUUACAUUUUGCGAGAGAGAAAAGAAGUGGGCGAAUAAAGACGAGAUUAUGGGCCAAAUUCAUGGGGUGUUGUACAAGAACACGAUACGAUGAUACAACCCAAAAGUCAAAUCUCUGAUUUUCGCUGCAAAUUUAUUUUCUGAUACCCCCACAAUUCAAUUCUCGUUUCGAAAACAAAACCCAAUCCAACACUCCCCCAUCUCUCUCUAUAUCUAUCUAUAUAUAUAUGUAUGCACACAAACACUGAUACAUACAUACAUUCUUGAUACUUAAAACAACCCACCAUGGCAGCUUGGAACUCAUUUCAUCUGGAGAUCUUGUACACUGUGUUUGGUUGGGUUGCUUUUGUUUCUUGGUCCAUCAGCUUCUACCCUCAAGUUUUCUUGAAUUUUCGAAGAAAAAGUGUUGUGGGCUUGAAUUUUGAUUUUGUGGUGCUUAAUUUGACUAAGCAUUCUACCUAUCUUAUAUACAAUGCUUCUCUGUUCUUUAGUACUACUAUUCAGGAGCAGUAUCGUCGCAAGUAUGGCCGUGAUGAGCUGAUACCGGUUGCUGCAAAUGAUGUAGCUUUCUCGAUCCAUGCUGUGUUACUCACCGUGAUUACUUUAUUCCAAAUUGCAAUAUAUGAUAGGGGACUCCAAAAGGUGUCAAAGAUUUGUCUUGGAAUAGUUUCUGCUGCUUGGUUGGGUGCUAUUAUUUGUGUGUUCAUAGCUUUACCACAUCAUUCCUGGCUCUGGCUGAUAUCCUGUUUCAGCACAAUACAAGUGAUCAUGACUGUUGUCAAAUAUAUUCCGCAGGCAAUUAUGAACUUCCGUCGCAAGAGCACUAUUGGAUUUAGCAUUGGCAAUAUAUUGCUUGAUUUACUUGGAGGAUUGACCAAUUAUGGGCAGAUGGCUGUGCAAUCUAUAGAUCAAAAUUCAUGGGUGAACUUUUACGGAAAUAUAGGGAAGACAUUGCUAUCUUUGGUCUCUAUCUUCUUUGACAUUCUCUUCAUCGUGCAACAUUAUGUGCUGUAUCCAGAGAAGAGACGUGCAAAGUCUCCAACUGUUGAUGUGGUAAGCAAGGAGCCGCUUAUUGAAUCUUCUGAGAACCCACACACAGAAGAUGUGUAGUGUUAUGUUAGUUCUGUAUAUAUCUUAUGCUGCAGGUUCAUAAAUAUUUUUAUUUAAACCAGCCAAACUGUGGUUGUUCUGGUUCUGUAUGGCGAGAUGCCACAAAUACAUAACUAAAAAGAAUCUGGGUACAUGCAUUUAUUAGAUGUAACACGACACAUCUGUAUAGCAGUAAACUUGCAGAUACUGUGUAUAUAUAAAAUAAUUACAUUUUAUA